Clonostachys byssicola is the source of this 585-nucleotide messenger RNA. Lineage: Eukaryota; Fungi; Ascomycota; Sordariomycetes; Hypocreales; Bionectriaceae. The record is from the annotation of a GenBank genome assembly.
AUGCCUUCGCCCCCAAAUCCCUCGAUCUCGUCACCACUCAUCAGCAACACUGUCUACUACAUUCUCAAGCAACUUUUCAGUAACACUCGCCACAUCAGGCUUCUCAAGAAGCUUCUUAUUGUCUCGCCCUCUUCUGCUCUGCCAAGCUCCCCAUCUAAACCCAACAUGCCUCCCAUUUGGUUCACCACCCACGGCAUUGGCGCCAUCAAGGAUACCGACAACAGCUUCAGCAUCACCUCGGAUGGCGGCUCGGCCAAGAUCUCCCCCACCAGUGACACCAGUGACAGCGACCUCAAGGGCUGGGUCCACUACACCAUCCCCAACCCGAACCCGGACAACUCUUCCCUCAAGGCCAUCCAAGUCGACUUCUCUUCCCAGUCUGCCAGCGUCGAUGGCGUGAAGCUUCACUUUGCCAACAGCCUUAAGUUUAGCGUCUCGGACCUCCAGCAGACCAGCAGCUUCAACUUAGACAUUGCCUCGUCCUCGGCUGUCUACAGCAACAAGGGCAUUGCCGUCUCCUUGUACCUCUCCUUUGACGACAAACAUAGCUGGCUUAAGCUCCAAUCCGUCGGCGUUCAGGGCUAG